This is a messenger RNA of Eruca vesicaria subsp. sativa (arugula), 1011 nucleotides long. The record is from the annotation of a GenBank genome assembly. Lineage: Eukaryota; Viridiplantae; Streptophyta; Magnoliopsida; Brassicales; Brassicaceae.
AUGUUACUACAGCAGCAGUUGAGUUCAAGGGAAGGCGCUAUAGAAAAUAACACUAUGUUAUUCACUUCAAAAGAGUUAGAGAAAGCAACAGAAGGCUUCAGUUUGGAGAGGGUGCUUGGGCGAGGUGGCCAAGGGACUGUGUUUAAGGGAAUGUUAACUGACGGUAGGAUCGUAGCAGUUAAGAAAUCCACGGUCUUGGACGAAGACAGAGUUGGGGAGUUUAUAAAUGAACUGAUCAUCCUGUCUCAGUUAAACCACCGGAACGUAGUACGAGUUCUUGGUUGCUGUCUAGAGACAAAGGUGCCAUUGUUAGUAUACGAGUUCAUAUCCAACGGUAAUCUCUUUCAACGUCUUCAUCAUCAACAAGAAAGUGAUGAUGGGCUGAUAAAAUGGGAAAUGAGAGUUGGAAUUGCUAAAGAUAUAGCCAGAGGCCUCUCGUACCUUCACUCUCUGGCUUCACCUCCUGUUUUCCACAAAGACAUCAAGUCUGCGAACAUCAUGAUUGACGAGGAAUUCCGAGCAAAGUUGGCAGACUUUGGUACGUCUAGAGUGAACAUAGCUGGUGGUGAACACAGCCACAUGACGACGACGGUGGUUUCGGGUACUCCUGGAUACAUCGACCCCCAAUACCAACAGUCCGGCAGAUUCUGUGAAAAGAGUGACGCGUAUAGCUACGGCGUCGUUCUGGCUGAGUUGAUAACUGGUCGACCAUCUAUCCAAGGAGACACUACUUUAGCAUCUUUCUUCCUCGAAGCAAUGAAAGAGAAUAGACUUUUCGACAUUUUGGAUCCGCGAAUCCGAAACGAUUGUGACCUCGAACAAGUCAUGGUGUUGGCCAACAUUGCGACUUCGUGUCUGAAUCUCGAGGGGGAGAAACGCCCCACAAUGAUUGUCAUUUCCCUGGAGCUGGAACAGACUUUUCCUUCCCAUCCGGAUACCAAAACCACGGGGAAUGACAAGGAAGAAGCUAGCACAAGCAGAGCACCGUUGAGCAUUGAUGUCGCGAUAUGA